AUGGAGCUGGCCCUACCUGCUAUCCUAUUUAUCCUGUUUCCUGGAGCCCUGCUGGGGAGCGAGAACCCCAGCACCUACUCCUACAGCUUGUCCCCUACAACAGACAGCCCUAGCACUCCCCUGGAUUCCGUGUGUGGACGUCCCAGGGCUUCAGGCCGCAUUGUGUCUGGGCAGGAUGCCCAGCCAGGCGAGUGGCCUUGGCAGGUCAGCGUGAGGGAGAAUGGGGAGCACGUGUGUGGGGGCUCCCUGAUUGCUGAAGACUGGGUCUUGACGGCUGCCCACUGCUUCAGCCAGGAGCAGCCCCUGUCUGCCUACACAGUAAUGCUGGGUACCAUCUCCUCCUACCCUACGAUCUAUGAGCCCAAGGAGCUGAGAGCUGUGGCUCAGUGCAUCAAGCCCUCGAGCUAUUCAGAAGAUGAGCACAGCAGCGGGGACAUCGCCCUGGUGCAGCUGGCUUCAUCCGUCUCCUUCAAUGACUACAUCCUUCCAGUCUGCCUCCCGAAACUCGGAGACUCCCUGGGCCCUGGCACCCAGUGUUGGGUCACGGGCUGGGGGAACACUGCCGCAAAUACACGUCUCCCACCACCAUUUACCCUGCAGGAGCUGGAGGUGCCUCUUAUUGAUGCCCAAACCUGCAAUGCCUACUACCAGGAGAACUCUGUUUCCAGCACGGAGCCUGUCAUCUUUGAAGAUAUGCUGUGUGCUGGCUUCGUGGAAGGCGGGAAGGAUGCCUGUAAUGGUGAUUCCGGAGGUCCCCUGGUCUGUGACAUUGCUGGUGUCUGGAUCCAGGCAGGGGUGGUGAGUUGGGGAACCGAUUGUGCCCUUCCCAAGAGACCAGGUGUUUACACCAACGUCAGCGUCUAUACCUCAUGGAUUACGAACACAAUGUGGAACACAGCCUUAGAAGUGAAGAGUUUCUCUCCGAGCCUUGCAGGGACCUCAGUCUCUAACCUAUUGCUGUUUCUGGCAUCCCUGGCUAGUACCUUAUGCUUCCUGGGGCCCUAA
Messenger RNA from Arvicola amphibius (Eurasian water vole), 1005 nucleotides. Its product is annotated as serine protease 33-like. The coding region runs from base 1 to 1005 and encodes 334 amino acids. NCBI's taxonomy places the organism in Eukaryota, Metazoa, Chordata, Mammalia, Rodentia, Cricetidae. The transcript is spliced from 5 exons. The record is from RefSeq and is a predicted model, not a curated record. Gene Ontology annotation, molecular function: serine-type endopeptidase activity. Gene Ontology annotation, biological process: proteolysis.